UUUUUUUAUUUGCUUGAUUUGGUUAACUAAGACUACUGAAGCAUCACAGUAACUUCAUCUAGACCCUAAAAUGGAUCUUUAAAGAUCGGAUUUUGUCCCUAAAGGUCAUACUGGAGCUUUGUAUUGCCGUUUCUUCAAGGUGUGGACAGGAGGAAUAUUACAUGCGUGAACUACAGAGGAACCAGGUUUUAGGAUGCGGUCCCUGAGAAAGACAGUGUUGCUCGCCAUCUUGGUGUCCGUGGUGCUCGUACUGGCUCUCCUCCAUUCAUGGCCGACUCGAGCCUACACCACGGUGGACGUUUGGCAGCGACCGGGGCCGUUAGUAGAAAGACAUCUGGAGGAGAGGCUCCCAGAACCAGACCACCAUUUAGGCAAUAUCCCCUUUCAUGUGAGGGAUAGCGUGGCAAGCUUGCUUGCACGUAAUGGGUGCGUAUGUGAGGGAGAAAGUGGAGGAGUAAACCUGCCCUUCGCCCAACUCUUAUUCCCGCGGGUGUCAGCUCACCCGCUGCACACUGCCUUUGAAGCCUCGGAGCUGGAGGAAAUGAAGAGGAGACGGGCCAAAGAGUACAAGAGCUUUCAGAAGAGGUCAAAGACACCUGCAGACGUACUCAUUAUUGCAGAGGCUAACAGUCCCUUACAGUUUCCCACACAGGGGGUGGAAGUACGACCCCUGAAAACAAUCAUCAUCCCAGGCUUGGCCUUACACGACCUUCCCAGAGACCAUUACUCAAUAAACAUCACUGCCACGCUGGGGACGCUAAAUGUGGCAGCAGAGGUAGAUGGGGUGAAAAUCAAAGGCGAUGGCGAGAUGCACAUGAGUCUUUCCAGCAUCCUGCUGCCGAACCUGAACCGACAGCUGCAGUUUGUCACCUACACAAACACGCUGUUUCAUCCCAGCACUGCAGACACAGUGCAGUUUGAGACAGAGGGCCAUCAAGCUGUCUUCAGUGUGAAGAUUCGUCACGGUGUCACACCUAAACUGUACAACACUGGAUCCAAAGGGGAGUACAACGUCAGCGCCCUGGUGACCAUAGCUACCAAGACUUUCCUGCGGUAUGAUAAGCUUCAAGAUCUUAUCGACAGCGUCAGGAGAUACUAUCCUACUGUCACCAUAGUAAUCGCUGAUGACAGUGAAAAUCCCAAAACCAUUUCCGGGCCUUACAUCGAACAUUACAUCAUGCCCUUUGGAAAGGGUUGGUUCGCUGGACGAAACCUGGCCGUCUCCCAGGUGACCACAAAGUAUGUGCUGUGGGUGGACGACGACUUCAUCUUCACAGCCAACACCAAGCUGGAAAAGCUUGUCGAUGUUUUGGAAAGGACCACUCUGGAUCUGGUGGGCGGUGCAGUGCGGGAGGCCACAGGGUAUACUGCCACCUACAGACAGACCAUCUCCAUCGAGCCCGGAGAGGAGGAUGGCGACUGUUUACACAUGAGGAGAGGAUUUCAUCACGUCAUCCAGGGCUUUCCCAACUGCGUUGUAACCGAUGGAGUUAUUAACUUCUUCUUGGCUCGAACCGACAAAGUCCAGCAGGUCGGCUUUGACCCUCGACUCGCCAGGGUAGCUCACCUGGGUGAGUACAGGAAAAAAGAGUUUUUCAUCGAUGGCCUGGGCUCUCUCCACGUGGGCUCUUGUGACGAUGUCAUUGUCAACCAUGCAACCAAAAUCAGACUUCCCUGGGUGAGCCAGUCAGAGAGCGACAAGACUUACGCCAAGUUCCGAUAUCCGCCAGCUUCCUCUGACGCCACACACACGAAAAAUGGCCUCCUGUUCUUCAAGAACCGAUUUCAGUGUUUGACUCAUAAUUAGUUCCCCCCACCCCUGCUCUGUAUCCUGAAGGUUCCUCUGCUCUUCUUGAGUUGCCAAAGAAGUUUUCCUCCACCGCGUCCUGUCAGAUAAGAGUUCAGACAAACACUUUGGUUUGCCUUUUCAUGAAAACCUCAAAACAGUUUUCAAACUUCAGCCUGUAGAGCAGUUUUAGCAUGUUUUAUCUGUCGGUGCAAAGCUCUGUAGCGAGCUAAAACAAACAAAAAAAGUCCUUUUACACAGCAAAUAUCCAGAAUAUAAAAGUUUAGGAGGUCUUCUGGAGUGAGAAAAUCAGCUAUAGUUAAAUCACAGUGUAAUCGUGAUUGAUUCAGGGUUAUGAAGGGAUUACACUUUGUCAAAUCUUAUCUGGCUUUACAUCCGAUCUGGUCUAACACAGACACCAAGCUUUGAGAAAACCCAACAGGUAGCAGUCUGUGUCCCAUCAUUGUCAUCCCAUUGGGAAAUGGGGAGAGAUACAUGUGUUGUCCUUCGAUUUGCACUAUCCAAAAACCAGACAGAGCUUGGAAAAGUCAUAGUGCCGUCCAAGAGCCUGAGAACGAGGACUCUCUGUUAGCGAGGACAAAGAGACACUUCUCAGUAAGUGACAAUCCUGUAGACUCGGAGCGUAGGUGUCGUUCUUACCAAUGCCACAUGAAGAACGUAUUUAAAGUCUUUUCAUGCACGGUACCUACGCUCUCUGACUUGACUGGUCGUGCCAAAGGUUUGGCUGCUGGCUUUGGGGUGUCUUUAUUUAUUUGUGUUGUUGUUUUUGCUUUCCCAGAAUUCUUUGUGUCAUUUGCGUGAUAAAUCGCAUCUGAGGAAGAGAUAUUUUUUUGCUCCGUCUGGACUCACACCCAUGUGUUACCUGAUCCAGAAGCAGCCUUGUUUUUUGUCUUCUGCCGCCUGUCACUCUCCCAAGUUUGUUUAGCUAAAGUCUUAAAGAGGAAGAGCAUUCGUGUCGGUGCACGCUGAUGAGUGAGUUGCAUCUUUUCAUGCUGUCUAGGAGAAAAGUUGGAUGAACCAAAGUGCAUGUUAUUUUCCGUCAUCAUAAGAGAAGAAAAACAAGCAUGUUGCAGCAGAAUUAGUGAGAGUUUGGUGAUGAAGUGACAUCUUGAAGCGGUCAGAGCACGAGAGGGAAACUGAAAAGAUCGUGUUUUCACGCUGGCAGCUCCUCUGCGGAGAGUUGCGGUACAUCGAAGACUGUGAUACACUGAAGCCUGAAGUGAUGAUGCUGUGUUUUUAUACCAUGGCCUUUAGAUGGCGCCCUUGAAUCACUGUAUUGUUUCCUAAAUAAGUUAAAUAAGUUUUUAACAGUCAUUUGUUAUGAGUAACAAGGUGCCAGAGAUUUACAAAAGUUUUUCUUUUUUAAAAUCUCGAGAGGAAUAUUUUAAAAGUAUUUUGCGUGAUGUCUUUUGUUCACUAAAAUGCGGUGUUAGCUCUUUUGACAGGAGCAAGAAACUAACAUCAGCGACACUGUUACGAACAGCUUUUGUGUAGUUGUGUGUUCAAAAAUUUGUCUCAUCUUAGAAUUUGUAACCGUUGACGGCUGUAUAGCGUUGCUGAAAACUUUUUUAACAGUUACAUUUAUUGUAUUAACACAGAAAUAUAUCUUCUUGCCUGCUUCACCCAAAAAUCACCGUUAUGAGUCGUUUGAUCGCAGUGUUACGAGGCUUUUUUUUUUGUUUUUUUUUGUCCCAAAAGUUAUUAAAAUGUCUGUGGGGGGAAAAAAGAAACCAAUAUUGUGUUGGGAACAGAUUCUACAUUCAGGUCAAACAGCCUUUAAGACAUAUCUGUCCAGUUCAUAAAGUUUAAACAGUUGACUCACACAUAAUUAUAAACUGACAAUUUGUUUUUAAAAUGUGUUUUCUGUCUUUAAGAGAGUGCAUUAGUUGACAUCUGUAUCAUAAAGUCUUGGGUUGAAAUGAUUAUUUAGGCCUGGAGGUGUUUAAUUUCACACAGGUGUUGUUGACAAGAUGUAGAGGUUCUGUGGUGAAGUACAUAUAUGUCCUGCAUAAACCAUGUCCUAGUUAUUUUCAUUCAAUUAUGACUUAUUACAGAGGAGGGCAAAAUGAGCCACGUUUGAACUAACGUAGUUUAGGCUGUUUUAGUCACAUGCUAACUAAGAAUCUUCCAGAAACUAGUAACAUUUUGCCUUUCAAAUCAAGACCUACACACGCAUUUUGCCCUCACAGUUGUUCUGUUAUAAACCUUUCCAUUUGGGUAUACCAAAUAGGGGAAAAAAUCCAUAAAUGGUGUAACAGGAAUGUAAUAGUUGACUUGCAUCAAAAAGUCUUGGGUUCAUAUGAUUGCCUACCAUUGUUUUAUGUUGGUUCACAUUGUUGUUGGAGGCAUUAUUUCAUAAACUACUUCCAAUAGUGAA
This is a messenger RNA of Stegastes partitus (bicolor damselfish), 4184 nucleotides long. It is a transcript of the gene b4galnt1b, whose product is annotated as beta-1,4-N-acetyl-galactosaminyl transferase 1b. The coding region runs from base 194 to 1807 and encodes 537 amino acids. Gene Ontology annotation, molecular function: acetylgalactosaminyltransferase activity. The record is from RefSeq and is a predicted model, not a curated record. Gene Ontology annotation, cellular component: Golgi membrane. The transcript is spliced from 11 exons. Lineage: Eukaryota; Metazoa; Chordata; Actinopteri; Pomacentridae. Gene Ontology annotation, biological process: ganglioside biosynthetic process.